UUCUUCUCCGCAGGCCUCGUCACCGUGCCCACGGCUGCCUUCGCAAACAUCACGCCCGACCACUCGCGCCUCGGCACGCGCAUCGGCAUGUCGUGGGGCGGCAGCAGCAUCGCCUCGCUGAUCGGCGCCCCGAUUGCCGGCGCCCUGCUCAAGCGCACAAACGGAGCCACGGAUUUCAACGGCGUCCAGAUAUGGAGUGGCCUCUGCUUGAUUACGGGCUCUUGCUGCUUGUUGCUGCUGUGGUUUUGUACCGUUAGACAGCAGAAGACGGGGUGGAGGGUUUGA
Messenger RNA from Exserohilum turcica Et28A, 285 nucleotides. RefSeq lists its product as uncharacterized. The record is from RefSeq and is a predicted model, not a curated record. The transcript has a single exon. NCBI's taxonomy places the organism in Eukaryota, Fungi, Ascomycota, Dothideomycetes, Pleosporales, Pleosporaceae. The annotation marks the transcript as partial.